GUUUAGCCGGUCGUUCAGUUUUGUGACAACCGUUACGCCGAACGGUCGCGGUUUGGUCGCUAAAUAUCCGAAAGUGCAAUAUUGGACUCAGUUGUGCAGAAUAGUUCUAAACAAGGAACGAACAUCGAAUCGUGGGACUCCGUGGACAAUCACGUGGAGCUCAUCGAAAAUACGAUUCUUCCUAGUGAUUGUGUGCAUUACUUACAGUUACUUUUCCUGAUUAGUGACAAAUUUGAGCUAGUCGUAAACUUAAAUACGAUUUGCGCGCGUUGUAUUCGUUUAGAGGGAACAGAUGAUCACGGACUUCGUAUUUGUAGCUGUUACCUGCCUCUCAAUUGGCAGAGAUGGGUUUAAGUGAAGUUUUCACAGCAUACUGAGAUACAUCUAAGUGACACUUGGAGACCUGAAAGAGGAGGUUUGUUCUGCACUUGACUGACCGCUGCAGUGACAACUGCGCUAAUGAACAAGUCAGUGCCAGUUAAUGAUGUAACAAGCGAAUGCAGCUGUGGAAAUAGAUUGUGAUAAGUUCUGUUUGGCAUAGGCAGCUCGGGCAUAAUAACAAUAGAAAAUGGCGGAAAAAGUAACAGCAUCAUCGGAAGCAAUAAAAGAAAAACACUUGCUUUCCCUCCAGGAACAGCAAACAAAACCAAAGCCGCCUCGAACGCUUAGGGAAAAACUAUGUUACUUGAGAAAUAACAUAACGGUUGAGCCCGUUGUGGCAUGUUACAUCAUGCCAAGCGUUUUGGCGGGACUUGCCACGCAGAAUCUCAAUCUGGAAAAGGCCUGUCGUGUCAAUAUGAACUACGGGGACACGGUGUGUGACGCGUUGACCCGAAGGGAAACGGCCAACUACACUCACGAGGAAGAAAUGAUUCAACAAAUGGUUGCCCGAAUGGCUGGAUGGAAAACGGUCCUGCAGAGUGCGUUGCCUUGUCUGCUCAUUCUAUUUUGGGGUUCGUGGAGUGAUCGACACGGCCGCCGGAAACCUUGCAUUUUGAUUCCGAUCAUCGGUGAGUUCACCACAGCGAUUGGGCUGAUUCUGUGCACCUAUUUCGAACGGGUUCCGAUGGAAGUGGCUGCUGUUACGGAGGCACUAUUUCCUGCUCUAUCCGGUGGAUGGUUCACCAUGUUCAUGGGGGUGUUUAGUUACAUUGCGGAUGUUACAACUACCGAGGAGCGAACUAUCCGUAUUGGCAUAGUGAAUCUGUGCUUCUCCUUAGGCGUUCCUAUCGGAAUGGCGUUCAGUGGAAUUCUGUUGAAGCAAAUCGGAUUCUACGGGGUGUUCUCGAUUUCCGCCUGUCUGUAUUUGGUGGCCUUCUUCUACGGGGUGUUCUUCCUCAAGGAGGUCAACGUUAGCGUCAACGAGAAGGAACGAUUGAAAGCCAAAGAGAAGAGCGCAUUGGCGGAUUUCUUCGACAAAGAGCACGUCCAGCAAACCUUCCGGGUGGCAUUCAAAAAAGGCGAACGCCAACGUCGGUUGCGGGUGAUAAUGCUGAUGAUUGUGGUCAUGGUUGUCAUCGGUCCGUUGCACGGUGAGAUGUCCGUAAUUUAUCUUUUCACACGCUAUCGGUUCAACUGGAGCGAGGUCGAGUUCAGCUUUUUCUCUACGUACGGUAUGCUAACCGGGCUCAUCGGUACAAUCUUCUCGGUGGGUGUGUUUUCCCAUCUAUUGAAAAUUGAUGAUGCCCUAAUCGGUGUAAUGUCCUGCAUGUCGAAGAUUCUGUCUAGUUUUGUAUAUGCCUUCGCCGUCACAACAUGGCAGCUCUAUUUAGGACCAAUUGUGGAAAUGCUGAACGGAACCUCAUUCAUCUCGAUGCGAUCGAUUGCCUCAAAGCUGGUCGCAAGCGACGAGUUGGGUAAGGUGAAUUCACUAUUCGGUGUAGCCGAAGCACUGAUGCCGUUGGUAUACGCCCCGAUGUAUACUACCGUGUAUGCAUCUACCAUCAACGUACUGCCGGGUGCUUUCUUCCUACUAGGCGGUGCAUUGACAGCACCUGCGGUGAUAAUUUUCUUAUGGAUGUAUCGAGUACACAAACGAGAGGAAAAAAUCCUUGCAGAAGAGGCUCGCAUUAACGACAAGUACAAACAAAUUGCCGAGGAAUCCAACAAUGGUUCAUCCGGAACGAGCAUUAUGAACGGAACGGUGAUCAGUGUCGAUGCUGAUAAGGCUACUGAUGAGCCUGGUUCGAUCGUUCUCAGAGGCAGACUUGGGUCUCUCAGACUACCCCCGAUAACCAGACGACCGUCGAAUGCGAUUUCGGAAGGUGCCGUGAAUGUGGGAUUCGCUGUGAACGACCCCGAAGGAGUGAUACACGAAACGAUGGAAAUAGUGAAAGAUCUACCUGUUCUGCACGUGGAACACUGUAAACUGUGAUGCAUGUUGAGUUACUAUUAAUAAAUAGUAUUAUUUGUGAUUUAAGCUAGUUAGUAAAUAAAUAAAUAUCUCAUUGUUA
Malaya genurostris is the source of this 2453-nucleotide messenger RNA. Its product is annotated as lysosomal proton-coupled steroid conjugate and bile acid symporter SLC46A3-like. Gene Ontology annotation, biological process: transmembrane transport. The record is from RefSeq and is a predicted model, not a curated record. The transcript is spliced from 7 exons. Bases 569 to 2374 code for a protein of 601 amino acids. NCBI's taxonomy places the organism in Eukaryota, Metazoa, Arthropoda, Insecta, Diptera, Culicidae. Gene Ontology annotation, molecular function: transmembrane transporter activity. Gene Ontology annotation, cellular component: membrane.